AUGAAGAAACCUCAGGGCCAAGUGCUCUGUAUAUUGAUGACCAUAACAUGCGGCAUCUCAUACCUUCUCUAUGGCUAUGACCAGGGGUUCAUGUCAGGCGUGCUACUCGCCGAGGAUUACCUUCAGACAAUGGAUCGGCCAUCAACCUUUAUGCAAGGACUACUGUCCAGUCUCCACACGCUGGGGUGCUUUUUCGGUUGCGUCGGCAGUAUAUCGUUCAGCGAGAAGAUUGGUCGCAAGAAGCCUAUCUUAAUCGGCACAGUCCUGAUCUCGAUCGGCGCAGUCAUUCAAACAGCCGCAUACUCACCAGCUCAAUUCAUUGUCGGGCGGAUCGUGUCUGGAAUGGGAACCGGACUAAACACGUCUGUGAUCCCAGUAUGGCAGGCCGAGACCCUUCCAGCUAGAAAGCGAGAGCGAUUCGGAGCCAUCCAGUAUGUGUUGGUUUGCACAGGCACCACCAUCAGUUACUGGAUGGCGUAUGCUCUGUCCUAUUCCGCAAAUAGUGUUUUUCAAUGGCGUUUCCUGGUCGCAGCGCAGCUUGUGUUUGCGGUGCUGAUUAUGUGCCUUGUUCCAUUGAUGCCGGAGUCCCCUAGAUGGCACUUCGUCCACGGCUACCGAGACAAAGCCUUCGAAGUCCAAGCAGAGGUCCAUUUGAUCCAGCAAGCUGUGGAGCUUGAAGCCAGACAUGGAGCGACUAAAUGGGUUGAUCUAUUCAAGAAUGAGCCACGCACACAAAAUUUCCGACGUCUCAUGCUAGGAUGGUGGCUGAUGUUUAUGGUGAUGUGGUCCGGCGUCUGCAGUAUCGGCUAUUACAUUUCAUACCUCUUCGAAGUCUCCGUCGGUCUCAGUCACAACUUGUCCCUGCUCCUUUCUGGGUUCAACGGUCUCUGGUAUCUGUUAUCAGCUUUCAUCCCAUUCUUUGUGAUCAAUCAUCUCGGCAAGCGGCGGUGUAUGAUGAUUAGCGCUGCUGGCAUGGGCUGCUGUUUCCUGACAAUGUCACUGACGAUCCGGUCGGGCACGUUUGCAGCCUCGAUUGUCUGCAUUGUUGCCUUCUUCCUGUACUACACCUUCUUCGCACUGGGAUACCUGGCGAUACCCUGGUUGUACAAUGCCGAGAUCAUGCCUCUUCAUCUGCGAUCCCAGGGGACAGCUCUGACGACCUCCUCGAAUUGGAUUUGGAACUUCGCCACCGUCAUGAUGACUCCCUCGCUGAUGAGCCAGCAGGGCUGGAAGGGGUACCUGGUAUUUACGGUGUUUAAUUUCUGCUUUGUGCCGGUGAUAUACCUGCUAUAUCCGGAGACUACCGGCCGACGGCUCGAGGAGAUCGACGCGAUAUUCUACGGGACUUCGGUCUUGGUGGCCCGAACGGAGUGGGCCGACAAAGGCCGGUUUGAAGCCAACCCGCUCGGAGGAGUCAUCCAGGGGCUAGAACCUUCGCAGAAGGAAACACAACACCACGUGGAGUACGUCAGCUCAAACUCGGAGAAUUGCUAG
This is a messenger RNA of Aspergillus vadensis CBS 113365, 1494 nucleotides long. RefSeq names its product sugar transporter. The transcript has 5 exons. The record is from RefSeq and is a predicted model, not a curated record. Gene Ontology annotation, biological process: carbohydrate transport; transmembrane transport. Gene Ontology annotation, cellular component: membrane. Gene Ontology annotation, molecular function: carbohydrate:proton symporter activity. Lineage: Eukaryota; Fungi; Ascomycota; Eurotiomycetes; Eurotiales; Aspergillaceae. The coding region runs from base 1 to 1494 and encodes 497 amino acids.